UCUCACCCGCAUCUCCGCCAUGCACCCCAGACCCACACGCACCCAUGCUAACGCGCCCCAGCCUUCCCACCCCUCCUCGCGGACGUCAUCGCCGGCGAUCUCCACAUGAAACCCUACCAAGUCGCAAACUCCAACAUCAUCGCCCUCACAGCCACAUUAAUAGUGCGCCUCAUCGCAGGCCCAGCAUGCGACCACUUCGGCCCACGCCUGACAUUCGCGGGCUGCCUCUUGGCCGGCGCGGUACCUACGUUCCUGGCCGGCGCGGUGUAUAACGCCUCCGGUCUGUACGCGCUUAGGUUCUUCAUUGGUAUCCUCGGAGGCAGUUUCGUGCCAUGCCAGGUCUGGACCACUGGGUUCUUUGAUAAGAAUGUCGUCGGUACCGCGAAUGCGCUUGCAGGUGGACUCGGAAACCUCGGUGGAGGAGUUACUUACUUUGUCAUGCCUGCUGUGUACAAAGCUUUGGUUAGUGAUGGUCUGCCUUCGCACAAGGCGUGGAGGGUGUCGUUUGUGGUCCCGGGUAUCUUGAUCGUUUUCGUGGCCAUCUGCCUCGUUGUGCUCUGCGAAGACACGCCCACCGGCAAAUGGAACGAGCGCCACGCUGCAGUCGAAGAGAGCUUGAGGCGUCACGAUGUCAAAGUCGGAGCCACAGAGGGAGACGUGGUCAACAUCAGGGGCGACCUGCAAGACAUCCCCAAGCCGUCACCAAUGUCCUCGAGACUCGGCAGCACGGCGGAUUUCAACGCUGCCGAGAUUGAGAAGAGGAUCAAUCCUGCUUCGCCCGCCAGCGAGGAUGAGAAGAAGCAUGGUUGGAGAGACAACGAGGCGCAGCAGACAGACACACAGAUGUUCAACACGGCAUCCACCGAGAUCAUCCAAAAGCCCUCUGUCAAAAGUAUCGCGCUGACCAUGUUCUCCCUGCAAACCCUCGUCCCUGCAGCAUGCUACUUCUGCACCUUCGGCGCCGAACUAAGCAUCAACUCCAUUCUCGGCAACUACUAUAUGCACAACUUCCCGCACAUGACGCUGCAAACCUCCGGGAACUGGGCUGCCAUGUUUGGCCUAAUGAACGGCGUCGCACGACCCCUGGGCGGCUACCUCUCCGACCUGGCCUACCGCAAAACUAGCUCUAACGUCUGGGCGAAGAAGGUCGUGCUGCACACCUACGGCAUCCUGACAGGCGUGUUCCUGAUUGUCAUCGGCGUGCUCAACCCGCGCGACGUGAGCACCAUGAUGGGCCUUGUAGGCGCGCUGGCGGUGUUCCUCGAGGGCGGCAACGGCGCUGACUUUGGGCUGGUGCCGCACGUGCAUCCCCAUGCGAACGGUGUUGUAUCGGGCUUCACGGGCGCGAUGGGGAAUCUGGGCGGGAUCGUGUUUGCGAUCAUCUUCCGCUACAAUGGAAAGGACUACGGCCGCGUGUUCUACAUCAUUGGCGCUAUUGUCAUUGGCAUCAAUGUGGCGGUUAGCUGGAUCCGGCCGAUUGCGAAGAAGCCGGUUGGUACACGUUAAGCGUGGAGCAUUGUUUGUAUGUUUAGCGAUUUUGGCGUGGCGUUCUGGGUGGGUUUGCUUUUCUUCGAGAUAUCCUAGAUCUGAUUUGUAGCACGAAGCGACGAGUUAAAGAAUUGUCAUAUGACACGUUGUCUGGAUGAGCAC
Messenger RNA from Didymella exigua CBS 183.55, 1650 nucleotides. RefSeq names its product MFS general substrate transporter. Gene Ontology annotation, biological process: nitrate transmembrane transport; nitrite transport. The record is from RefSeq and is a predicted model, not a curated record. Gene Ontology annotation, molecular function: nitrite transmembrane transporter activity; nitrate transmembrane transporter activity. NCBI's taxonomy places the organism in Eukaryota, Fungi, Ascomycota, Dothideomycetes, Pleosporales, Didymellaceae. The transcript has 2 exons. Bases 106 to 1506 code for a protein of 466 amino acids. Gene Ontology annotation, cellular component: membrane.